CCGCCUAUUCGAAAUCGUUUGCCCGCCAUUUUGAAUUGAAGCCGUAAACGGCCGUGCUGUCGAAAUGUCUGAUUCGGAGGCUCUUCCGCAAGGGAACAGCGUGAAAGACCAUGCUGAUGGGGAUGUAGAAGAGACAGACAAGAAGUCUGCAGAGAGUCCAAAGAAGUCGUCCGAAGCCGGCACUCCCAAGAAGUCGACCCUGAAAAAGGAGAACUCUAGCAAGCCAAAAGAUGAACAAAGCGAAGAGGAGGAAAGUGAGGAAGAGGAACCCAAACCUGGGCUCUUGGACCUGCCCCUCGAAGUGUCUGGGUCACGGCAGAGAAAAAAGGUGGAACGGCUCGUCGUGUCCUUCACUCCCUCUGGCAAGGAUAAGCCUGAAGUUCCACUGGGCAAGGGAACACCUCUAGGAGAAUGUCCACGAAUCGAAAACGAGAUAUCGAAGCACAAAGCCGAAGACCUCAAGAACCUGCACAAGGUCCUGUUUAACCGACCUGGAACGUCUACAGAAGUAAAGAGGAAUCUGAAGAAGUUCUGCGGAUUUCCAUUUGACGAGAGCUCGGCCGAGUACGACAAGAAGAAGAAAAUGUUCCAGAAGUUUACGGUUGCGGUUCAGAAGCAGAUCCUCGCCGUACUCGACCUCGAGAGGUCCGGCACGUCAGAGGACCGCGCAGAACGAGCGUUGAAGUUCCUGCUCUCACCGGCGGAUUCCAAAAAGCCACUUGUGGCUCCUAAGAAGAGGAAGAGGGGGAGCGAGAAGUCUGAGAAGGGUGCGGCGAAGGGCAGGAAAAGUGCAGGUGGUAAAUCUUCCAAGAAGGUGAAGGGAGCAGGAAGUGAGAGUGACGAAGGAGAGCAGGAUGAGGAAGAAGAAGAAGAAGAGGAGGAGGAGGAGGAAGAAGAAGAAAAGAAGGAAGAGUCUGAGGAAGAGGAGGAGGAAGUAGAAGAAGAAGCAAAAGAAGAACCAGAGAAAAAGAAAGCCAAGAAGGAAGCUACUCCACGGAAACGAGCAGCAGCGAAAAAGGUAGUAGAGGAGAAGGUUGAAGAAGAUGACGAUGAAGAGGAGAAGGAAGAGAGUGAGGAAGAAAUGGAGGUUCAAGAAGAGAGUGACGCUGACAGUGACUAUGAGGAGAGUUCCAAGAAAAAGAAGAAAGCCGCGCCGAAGAAGAAGGGAGGAGCGGCUAGGAGUAAAAAGGCGACCCCGAAGAAGCCGGCUCGGAAGGCGGCUUCCAAGAAGUCCAAAGCAGAUGUGAAGGAUUCCGAGGAAGACGAAGAAGACGAGGAGGAAAAGGUGGAGGAGAACAACAAUUUGGGUGAGGAUGGGGAAGGAGAUGACGAGGAGGAAGCAGAGAAGGGAGAGGUGAAGAAGAAGGGAGGAGAAGCGAAAAAUGCCAAGAAGGGAGCAGAAAAGGACGAAGGUUCCAAAGGGAAAGCAAAGGAAGCAAAGGGAUCCUCCAAGGCUGCACCCACGGAAGAAGACAUUAAGGACCUAAUAAAGAAAAUCUUAGACGGGGCUGACCUAGAAGAGAUCACAAUGAAGAAAGUUAUAAAGGCCGUGUUCGAUGAGUACCCAGGUCACGACCUCUCGGAGAAGAAGGAAUACAUCAAAACCACUGUCAGAUCGAUAGGUGUCGUCGUGAGGUGCGUAGGUCUUCACCAAGACUGUACCGUAGUAGCAGCUGCCAUGCACUCGGGAUCUGCAGCAGCAGAACUCACGCUUGCAAGUUUUAAAGUGCGACCUAUGCAAGCAAGCAAGCAAGCUAAAAAUACAAAUUCCCCUACACCUAAAGUUAGGUUUAGGUUUAGGGUUGCCUAUUCCCUUAAAGUCUGGAUUCGGCCGCCAGGAGGACAAAAACGGAGAAAACCCGCAAGUUACAAUUUGGAGAGCGCUCCGAGCGUCUUUCCAGGGUGCAAGAUGACAGAGGAAAAACAGUUGGAAGAUGAGGUCGUGUACGGGGGCUGUGAGGGCCCCGAGGCCAUGUACGUCAAACUGAUCUCCUCUGACGGGCACGAGUUUAUCAUCAAGCGAAUGCAUGCCCUCACAUCUGGGACUAUCAAGGCUAUGCUUUCUGGGCCAGGACAGUUUGCCGAAAAUGAAACAAACGAAGUGAACUUCAGAGAGAUUCCGUCGCACGUGCUACAGAAAGUGUGCCAGUACUUCACCUACAAGGUGCGCUACACCAACAGCUCCACCGAGAUUCCAGAGUUCCCCAUCGCACCCGAGAUUGCCCUCGAGCUUCUCAUGGCCGCAAACUUCCUCGACUGUUGAUGGCUGGCCCCCUCCUCCUCCUCCUCUUACACCCCCUUCCUCCCACAUUUCUUCCCCUCUCUUUUCUCCCCUUCACCCCAUUUUCCAUAUUGCUAACUUGAACGCUCUUGGCAACUUUAUUAUUGGCCGUUUUUGAUUAUGGAGGGAGCAUAUUUUUAAGCCAACGAGUUAACUGCAGCUUCUUUUUUUUUGUGUGUGUGUGUCAUUUGUUUCGCGGGUGCGAACAACAAAUUUUAGUCACUGCUGCGAAAGAAUAAACAAAACUUGCCCUCAAAAAGAAAACAAAAAGAACGGAUGUCUUGCGGGUUUCUCAAAUUUCUUCCCUCCCUGUCGAGUUUGAUGUCUGUUCCUUAACGUACUUUUAUUUCUCUCCUCCCCAAACAGUUACCUCGUACUUAGAUGAAAGCAAUCAGUUUAACUAAUUCCCGAGAGAGCUUCGUUGUGUAUAGUGUAUCUGUAAAUAGUUUGUAUUUAACUUUAAAAAAAAAAAACACACACACGGAAGGGAGACUAGCAAGGGGUCGGAAUCUGUGAGGUGGGGGAGGGCGAGGAUCGGAAAAGGGAAAAUCGUAAAUAGCGAGGCAGCUGCGUUUCAAAUUUUUUGAAGCAGACGACGGCGACCAGAUUGCUUUUUCUCUCGAGCACCUUAAAAAAAAAAAAAAAUGAGAGAGGUGUUUGACUUGCACUGCGUGUAUUUAUUAGGCACACCCACUGUUGCCCGCUUGACCCCCCCUCUCUCCACUGGUUUGAAGAAAGCGAUUGCAUCUUGUAAAUAUUCCGCACCUUGUUCCUCGACGGAAAGCCCCGCCUGCCCUCCUCUUCCGCGAGAGGAUGCGUCAACAAUGCUUGCGUGGACUGUGGAAAAACAAAACACUUCCUCUUCUUUUUUUUUCCACUUGCAAGACAAAGAAAAAAAAGAAAACACUGGCUUUGUUCUUGUGUCUCGAACAAGGAAAAAGUAGACAUCAUUUGUCACAAAAAAGUAAUAAAAAAUAAAAAAAUUGUUUCAACAUAAUGUG
Messenger RNA from Ornithodoros turicata, 3282 nucleotides. RefSeq names its product protein DEK-like. Lineage: Eukaryota; Metazoa; Arthropoda; Arachnida; Ixodida; Argasidae. The transcript has 18 exons. Gene Ontology annotation, molecular function: protein-macromolecule adaptor activity. Gene Ontology annotation, cellular component: elongin complex. Gene Ontology annotation, biological process: ubiquitin-dependent protein catabolic process. Bases 65 to 2263 code for a protein of 732 amino acids. The record is from RefSeq and is a predicted model, not a curated record.